Messenger RNA from Drosophila novamexicana, 1577 nucleotides. RefSeq lists its product as uncharacterized. Gene Ontology annotation, cellular component: membrane. The transcript has a single exon. Lineage: Eukaryota; Metazoa; Arthropoda; Insecta; Diptera; Drosophilidae. Gene Ontology annotation, biological process: potassium ion transmembrane transport; stabilization of membrane potential. The record is from RefSeq and is a predicted model, not a curated record. Gene Ontology annotation, molecular function: potassium ion leak channel activity. The annotation marks the transcript as partial.
GCUACGGCGGCAUUUCGCCCCGCACCCAGUGGGGCCGCGUAGCCGCCCUCGUCUACGCCCUGUUCGGCAUACCCAUCGUGCUGCUGUACCUGUCCGCGAUGGGCGAGGCAUUGUCCGCCGGCAUGCGCUGCCUGUUUCGGCGUCAACGUGCCAAGGGCAGCGUUGCCAGCGGCAGCGGCCCCACAGCCGGGCCGAGCGGCAGUCGCAAAUCGGACAAGGCCAAGGGCCAGCAAUACGGUCAUUCGGCGGCCAAGCUCCACCAAUACGGCCUCCCACCCUCGGUAUAUCAGCAGCAGCAACAACAGCAGCAACAACAGCAGCAACAGCAACAGCAGCAGCAGCAGGGCAGAAAGUCAGCUUCAGAUGGCAGCGUACGCGGCUCCCCCAGUGUGCCCAUCUCGAUCUGUGUGUGUGUCCUUGUCUGCUAUGUGACCAGCGGUGCGAUACUGUUCCAUAAGCUGCAGAACUGGAGCGUGCUGGAGUCCCUAUACUUCUGCUUCACCUCGCUGGGCACCAUCGGCUUUGGGGAGCUGGCACCCAGCGGCACCUUGACCCUGUACACGGCCUCGGCCUAUAUAUUGGUGGGCAUGGCCGUGGUGGCCAUGUGCUUCAGCCUGAUCCAGACGGAGAUUGUUAUGUGGCUGCGUCGUUUCAGCGUUCAGGAUCAUGUCACGCCCAAGGCCGAGGAGCUGGCUCUCGUCUCGGUGGCUGUAACGCCCAAGCCCUCCUGACAACGACCCAGCGCAGAACUAAUGGGCGCUGGAGCUGCCACGGCUGGCGGCCAGGCUGCCAACAAUCUGGGCCAGCAUCAGACCAUGUUCUUUGGACCGGCGCACACACUGACCCAGUAUAGCUCACUGCCACGUCGCAGUCACAUGCAUGGACUCGGAGGUAUAGGCGCUGGCAAUGGUGGAGCCGGGGCCGGGGGCGGAAUGGGCGCCUCAUCAUCGGCCUUUCAACGCAACACGCCCAUAAGACGCUCCACAGGCAUACCGGAGCACCACAUGGAGUACUUUGUGCCGCGCAGCAUUAGCGAAUUUAAUCUGUCCGGCGUUGGCGACUUGGCGCUGCCUCCGCCGCGCCGCUUCUCGCCGAACAACAUGACCGGCAUGGGCCUGCCCAUGGGCGUUGGCGUUAACAUGGGCCUCAACAUGGGCAUGGGCAUGGGCAUGGGCAUGGGCAUGCCGCACGGCCUACAGCUGGGACCGCCGCAGACGCUGCUCUGUGCCGCUGCCGCAGGCGGCGCCACGACAUCAGCAGCACCCCCACCGCCGCCGCCCGCCCAGCUGCAGAUAAUGACAUUGAAGCCGCGCAGCGAAAAAAUGGUCACUUUCGAGGAUGAGUCGAAGUCUGCCGCCGCUGCCGCUGCCGCUGCCACACACUGUCCGCACGGUGUGCCAACCACGCCGCGCAAAUCGAGCGGCGGCGCCACCACAGCGGACAUGUUCAUGUGACCAACCAGCUGACCAGCGGCCGGCGCAGAUGACGCCGAGCUGAACGCAGCGCUGCGACUGCGCGACAGCAUCGAGAACGAGCUCUGCCCCAAGCAGGCGCCAGGCGAGGUAAUCCGCGUCUAA